ACCGUGUCCGUUGACCACAGAUCUCCCUCUCUCUCGGCCAUCACAACUACGCCAAGAUGAAACUGAUCGUGCUAUCUCUGUUGGCAGCAACAUGCUCCGCGGCUCCGCAGCUUUACCAGACGGUGGCAGGAACUGUGGCCAGUCCACAGUGGAACCUUCCGGCUGUUAUGAAGAUUCCUGAACCAGGUGUAAACUUGGGAAUGGUAUUAAGCGCCCCUGCCCCUGUCCCCGUUGUGAAGGCCGCCCCUGUCCCUGUCCCUGUUGUGAAGGCCGCCCCUUCCCUUACCGUCGUUGAAGCUGCCCCUGUGGCUGUGGCCCCUGUUGCCCCGCUGGUCAAGAGUGCAGCCAUUGUGGCUCCUGCUGCCCCUGUGGCAGUCGCCCCUGUGGUCAAGAGCGCUGUCCCGUCACUGUAG
Messenger RNA from Penaeus vannamei (Pacific white shrimp), 413 nucleotides. NCBI's taxonomy places the organism in Eukaryota, Metazoa, Arthropoda, Malacostraca, Decapoda, Penaeidae. The record is from RefSeq and is a predicted model, not a curated record.